Messenger RNA from Physcomitrium patens, 1355 nucleotides. Its product is annotated as large ribosomal subunit protein uL3c. Gene Ontology annotation, biological process: translation. The record is from RefSeq and is a predicted model, not a curated record. Gene Ontology annotation, cellular component: ribosome; chloroplast envelope. NCBI's taxonomy places the organism in Eukaryota, Viridiplantae, Streptophyta, Bryopsida, Funariales, Funariaceae. Gene Ontology annotation, molecular function: structural constituent of ribosome.
ACAAGUUUCACAAUAUCCUAUCCGCAGCGCUGCCUCUCUCGCUUCUUCCCUGAAGGCUUGGUUUGCGGGGAUCGCUUUCCAUUUCUCUCGUUGUAGCUCGAAUUGCAGCUGGACUCGAUUCAGAUUCGCCUCUGAAUUUCUGCUACGCAGCUGCGUCUCGUCGAUAGCUCUCCAAUGGCGGCAGCGGCGUCGAUUUCCGCUGUGAGUGCGAGCUUCACUGCCCUGUCAUUGCAGAAGACCCCAACAACCUCAUUCAAUGCGUCGUCUCCGAAGGUGGCCUCCUCCGUCGCGUUGCCUGCUUUCCAUGGAUUGAAGGCGAGCAAUCUGUACAGCGCCGCCCCCUCGGACCUUCACUCCCGGGUCGUGUCCCAGUGCGCCGUGGCCGCGACGUCUUCCUCCCGAGGUGUUGUAUCCAUGAGCAGUGUGGAAGCCGGCGUGGGCUUGAUGGGUACCAAGAUGGGGAUGAUGACCUACUUCACCGAAGACGGUAUUGCUGUGCCGUGCACCGUUGUGGGUUUUCAUGAAGGGAACAUUGUCACCCAGGUGAAGACGGAUGCCACUGAUGGGUACACGGCUGUGCAAGUAGGGUACCGGAGGGUGAGGGACCGGAAGUUGACGAAGCCCCAGCUCGGGCAUCUUAACAAGGUGGGCGCCAUUCCCAUGCGCCACUUGCAGGAGUUUAGGGUGGUGUCCGCUGAGGGGUUCGAGCCCAACCAACGGCUGCAACUGGAGGAAAUGUUCAAGGCAGGUGACUUGAUUGACGUUGUGGGCGACAGCAUUGGAAAGGGUUUCCAAGGUGGUAUUAAGAGGUAUAACUUCGCCAGAGGUCAGAUGACUCACGGUUCCAAGUCAAAGAGGCAGCUCGGUUCCAUUGGAGCUGGAACUACGCCCGGACGUGUUUAUCCAGGAAAGAAGAUGCCUGGACAAAUGGGAAGCGGAAGGACAAAGGUCCGGAAGCUGGAAAUCGUCAAGGUUGAUCCUGAGCUUCGUGCUGUGCUCAUCAAGGGUUCCGUUCCUGGGAAACCUGGAAACCUUCUCAGGAUUACACCAGCAAAGAUAAUUGGUAAGAACAUUCCUAAGAAUUAGGUCUCGUCGCAAGGUACACUCACACUGUAGGUUAUUUGUUGGUUUUUAUUUUUUUGUGCUCAGCCUGUUGGAUGAUAGCCUUAGGAUUUUCCAGCAUCUCACAGUUAGUUAAAAUCCGUCUGAGUCAACAUCCCUCUCGAAACCGUGAAUGCACGGAGAAGAUUGGAGGGUAAUACCAUCGUUUUUGGCAACGGCCUGCUGUAAUUCUCCUGCAGGGUUUACUUUUGAAGGAAAUUUUCAUGAGAAUGUCUUGUGCUUUCACGCCCACA